AUGGCUCUUUUAUCUUUAUUCCUUUCAUCUUCAAAUAGUAUUGAUAUGCCUAAAUGGCCAAAGGCAUACAAACUUCAAGGCACAUGGAGCAUUCCUUAUCAGAAAAUCGUAGAACCAUUUACAGUUUACGUUGAUAACGCUAAACAGCGUUGGGCAGAGAUUGCAUACAGCGGUGUUUCAAGAAAUGUUUACUUUGUAAACGAUAAAACCUACAAUAUGCAGCCAAAAUUUGAUCAUAUGACAUGUAUGUACAAGAAAGGACCAACAGAGGUCCUCCAAUACUUACCAACUGAUUACGAAAACUAUCAAUAUGCAGGCGUAACUGUUGUUCUUGGCCGCAAAUGCCAUAUGUGGGAAAAGAAGGUUGAAAUGCCAGUAAAUCAAUGGUUCUAUCGCGUGUAUUGCGAUUAUGAGACAUUAGAACCAGUUCGUCUUUGGAACCAUGGCGCUUCGAUUCGUGGAUCUCAUCCAGCCGAUUAUUACUUCGAUGUUUUCGAUUUCGGCCCAGUUGUUGACGAGGCACCAUUUAUAAUUCCAACAGGCUGCGUUGGAGGCAACUCUUCUGGUCCAACUCUUCGUCAAUCUAAAAUGAAUACAAAUUACUGCCCAACGAAGCACAUUGACUUCAAGGGCGAUCUCCCAGAGUCAUUCUCAUGGCGUAACCUACCGAAUGUUGUUGCUAUGCCACGUGACCAAGCAAAUUGUGGUUCAUGCUGGGCCCAAGCCGCCGCAACAUCAAUUUCAUCACAGAUCUCUAUGAGAACAAACAAGACAACAAAGGUUUCAGUACAGCAGAUCGUUGAUUGCACAUGGAAUGACCACAAUUUCGCAUGUUUCGAUGGAUUUACAGAUGCAGCCUUCAGAGUAAUGCAGCAGAAGCAGAUGAAACUUGUUCUCGAGGAUGACUACCCAUACAUCGGCCUCGGAGGCUAUUGUCCAACAAAUAAUCACUCAAUGAACGUAAUUGUCAAAGAUUGCUGGCAAGUCGAGCCAAAAGACGUCGAACAGCUCAAGCGCGCCCUUUAUCUCUACGGCCCAGUCGCUGUUGCCAUUGCAACUGACUCGAGUUUCGCCAAAUAUCAAGGACCAGGUGUUUUCCCAGGAAAAUCGGCCACACUCGAUGAUCUUACACACGCUGUAACUCUCACAGGCUGGGGUGUCGCCAAGGAUGGAACAAAGUACUGGGAAAUCCAGAAUUCUUGGUCAGAUUUCUGGGGAAUUGACGGCUAUGGUCUCAUCAACCAGGAUUUCGACCACGACAUCGGCAUUACAUUGGAUGCCUUUGUUCCAGUCAUAGAAGUAGUUUAA
Molecule: messenger RNA, 1308 nt
Organism: Trichomonas vaginalis G3
Lineage: Eukaryota; Parabasalia; Trichomonadida; Trichomonadidae
Product: cysteine-type peptidase protein
Exons: 1
Coding region: 1-1308 (435 amino acids)
Cellular component (GO): lysosome
Molecular function (GO): cysteine-type endopeptidase activity
Source: RefSeq, a predicted model, not a curated record